This is a messenger RNA of Rhizopus microsporus ATCC 52813, 2148 nucleotides long. RefSeq lists its product as uncharacterized. The record is from RefSeq and is a predicted model, not a curated record. Gene Ontology annotation, biological process: RNA processing. The transcript is spliced from 15 exons. The annotation marks the transcript as partial. Lineage: Eukaryota; Fungi; Mucoromycota; Mucoromycetes; Mucorales; Rhizopodaceae. Gene Ontology annotation, molecular function: RNA binding. Gene Ontology annotation, cellular component: nucleus.
AAAAGUCACUCUUUCUCAUUUUCCCCUCUUUUCUUCCCCACAUGAGCGAAAAAAGAAAGAGAGAACGAUCUGAAUCAGUCGAGGAAGAGGAAUGGGAAGCACCACCACUUAAAACUAUUCCAACUUCCAAAUUACAGGCCUAUUCUGUAGGCAGACAAAAGAAAUCAGCAUUUGAGAAACGCAAGGAAGAGAUUGAUCUAAAGAAGCAGCAAGAAUCUUUGGAGGCUGCCAGAGUUUAUGCAGAAUUUGUAGCAUCUUUCCAAGAACCAGUGUCAUACAAAUUAGGAACAACUUCAUUUGUUAAAGCAGGCACCCUAAAUCCUGCAACAAAUACCAUCAAUAAUGCACCUCCUUCUUCUUCCCUUCCUCCUAAACCGAUGUUCAAAGCGAUGUCAUUUGUCAAGGCUAGUGAAAGCACAUCGAAAUUAUAUUCACUUGAUCAAUAUCAAUCAAAGGAAGAAGACGACGAAGAAGACGAUGAUGAAGAUCAAUUAGCCAAAUUAAAGAAAUCCAAGUCUCAGAAGCGUAACUUGGAUACGUUUUUGGAGGAGAUCAAAAAAGAACAGCAAGUUCGUAACAGUGCGAAGUCAUCAGAGACUAUAACAACGACUGACGAUUCUAUCUUUGGCGACGGUGAUCCUUUAUCGACCAACUUAUUUGUGAGUAACAUUCAUCCAAGUGUGACCGAGUUGGGCCUCUGUCAGGAAUUUGGAAAAUACGGUCCGAUUGCAUCUGUCAAGAUCAUGUGGCCACGUACUCAAGAUGAAAAAGAUAAAGGAAGGAACAACGGGUUUGUUUGCUUUAUGAAACGAAGUGAUGCAGCAGAAGCAAUCAAGAACCUGAAUGGAAUUGAGCUCGAAGGGUUCAAAUUGCGUGUUGGAUGGGGCAAGGCGGUUGCUUUACCGGCAGAACCUGUAUUUGUGUUGGAAAAGGCAACGACAACCACCAAGACAGGACUUCCUUUUAAUGCACAGAUAGAUCCUGGUCAACCGGGCGUGAACUCACGGCCGAGAGCAGUUGUUCGUGUUACAAAACCGACGGAUAUAAACACACUUCGACUUAUACACAGAACGAUUGAACGUGUGCUCGUACAUGGGCCGAUGUUUGAGGAGAUUAUCAUGCAGAGAGAGCAAAAUAAUCCACAAUUUAAAUUCUUGUUUGAUAAUAUAUCACCAGAGCACAUCUAUUACAGAUGGAAGCUAUAUUCAAUGUUACAAGGAGACACAAAGUCUCGAUGGAACGAUGAACCAUUUCAAAUGUUUGAAGGAGGUGCUUGGUGGAUACCACCUGAGCUACCAUUUGUAGAUGAGUACACAGAAGAUCCAGGUUUUGAUACAGAAGAUGAACAAGCAGAAAAUGAAAAAGUAGCCAAGGGUAUGUUGGGAAGGAUAGCUAAACAAAGAUUGGCUGUUAUUUUGAGGGAAGUUACAUUUCAAAGAGGAACCAUUGCUCGAGCGAUGGCAUUUGCUAUUGAUCAUUCUGAUGCAGCUACAGAGAUUGUGAGCAUUCUUUGCAAAUCAAUCCUUGUACCCGACGUACCAUUAUCGGUGAAACUAGCAAGACUAUAUCUGAUUUCUGAUAUUCUACAUAACAGCAGUGUGCAUGUAUCAAAUGCAUGGAAGUAUCGCGUAGAGUUUGAAUCCCAAUUACCGGCACUAUUUGAGCAUUUCAAUUCAAUUUAUCGAUCCAUCAACGCACGGUUAAAAGCAGAACAAAUGAGGAAAUACAUUUUUGCAGUAAUAAGUGUUUGGGAGAACUGGAUGAUCUUUCCAAAGUAUUACACAGAUCAAUUAACUAGGAUAUUUCUAAGAAAAGGUGAUGGUACUUUAGAAACAGUUAAUACACAAGAGGUAAUGAUGAAUGAAGACAUUGAUGGUGAACCAAUUGAGGACAUUGAUGGUGAGCCAAUUGAGGACAUUGACGGUGAGCCAAUUGGGGACAUUGACGGUGAGCCUAUGGAAGAUAUUGAUGGUGAACCCAUUGAAACAAAAGAACAAGAAAAAGAUAAGAGAAAACUAUUAUCAGAGAUUGAUGACAUGUUUUGCAUAAAAUAAUAAAGCAACAAAAAGGGAAUAGCAAUGGACGAUCCCAUUUUCUGUUACACAUUUGGAAUAAAAAAAUUUUAUAAAUUCAGUCGUGCAACCUGUC